Seriola dumerili (greater amberjack) is the source of this 3265-nucleotide messenger RNA. RefSeq names its product multimerin 2 (gene mmrn2a). The record is from RefSeq and is a predicted model, not a curated record. Gene Ontology annotation, molecular function: protein binding. NCBI's taxonomy places the organism in Eukaryota, Metazoa, Chordata, Actinopteri, Carangiformes, Carangidae. Bases 2 to 3208 code for a protein of 1068 amino acids. The transcript has 12 exons.
CAUGGCAGCAGUGGGAGAACUGGUGCUGGUACUGGGUUUACUGGUGAGCGCUCACUGUGAGGUGAGAGCACGAGACCCCGAGGUGGAGGAGGAGGAGGAGCUGGGAGGAAGAGGAGCAGCAGGAGGAGGAAGGGGAGGAGGAGGAGGAGGAGGACUGGGGCUAGGGAGGUUUGGGACCGUGGCGUUUCCCCCUCACCUUGAGACGCUGCACUCCAGAACGACUGAGACCCCCCCUCAGGGAGAGAGAGGCCCCCACCCCACCCGGACUGGGAACUGGUGUGCAUUCGUACAGAGGCGUAUGGUAACGGUUGCGGAGAAUUGUGGAACAGAGAAGUACACCAUCAAGUCUCAGAGUCCCUGUCCGAGCGGGAUCCCCGACUGUCACCUUGUCAUGUAUAAGCUGUCCACCCGGCCAGUCUACACUCAGAAGAAGAAGAUCCUCAGUUCUCUGCAGUGGCGUUGCUGUCCGGGACACGGAGGAUACAACUGUGAGGACACAGUCUCUGAUCCUGGGAGCUCGGUUCUGACUGGAGGAUCUGGUCCACAGCUCCAUGGUCCAGAUGAGUGGGUGUGGCUCCUGCGGCAGCAGCAUCAAGGCGACCAGAACCACGACCAGAACCACGACCAGAACCAUGACCAGAACCAUGACCAGAACCACGACCAGAACCACGACCAGAACCAUGACCAGAACCACGACCAGAACCACGACCAGAGUGACUCUCAGGCCUCCGGCAGCAAGCUGCACCACACCAGAUACCAUGACAACCAGCACAACUCCACACACCCAACCCAUGAACCAGGCCACGCCCACAACCCCCAGCAACCCCACCCCCACCAGCACCAACCCAAACACCCCCACCCCCACCAGCAGCAGGAAGAGGAAGACCUCCUUACAGACGCCGUGCUGUACCCAGAAGCCCCUGCUGCCCUCCCCGUCCCCCACAUGAUGGCCCUGGUCAUGUCUGAGCUGCAGCCGAUCCUGCAGGGCUUCAACCGCUCCCUGGAGCACCUGACUCUGCAGGUAGGGGCCCUGGCCCGCGAUGUGGCCCAGCUGAAAGGCAGCCAGCGGGGGCCUGAGCUGCAGGCGGGGCCCCCGGAGGGACCGGAGCUUGACGAGGCGGCGGAGGAACGUCUGGAGGCGAGACUGGAUGAGGUGUUUCAGAACAUCAGGGAGGUGCAGAGGCAGGUGGAGAGUCAGCACGCAGACACGGAGAACAGGCUGCACUCCCAGAAUGCAAUGCUGCACUACAACCUGACCAGCUUCAAGAUGGACGUCGACAUGAAGCUGAAACGCCACCAGAAGAUGCUGCAGGUCAGCCUGCAGGCUGUCAACACCACUCUGUCAGAGCUGAAGCUGGACCAGGACCAGGACCAGGACCAGGACUGGACCACUGAGAGACAACUCGAUGAUCACCUCCCUCUUCUUACCCCGCCCCCCCCCUGGCCCCUGCAGCCCUCAGACUCUUCAGCCCUGUGGGAGGCCAUCGAACGCCUGGACAACAUGGUGGUCAACAACACGGUGAAGGUGAACGGGCUGAUUGAGGACGUGGAGGUGAACUCGGGGAGCAUCCAGCAGCUGAGGCGGGACUGUAAGGAGCUGGAGAGGCAGCUGAACCAGACGGCCAGGAAUACUCAGAUCCUGUUCAUGGAGACGGGGCUGGAGGUCGAAGACGCCAAGGUGGUGGUGCUGAGGCGGGUGGAGGAGCUGGCGGGAAAUGUUACACAGCAAAACAAGCAGCUGCAGGAGGUGGAGGUGGACAUGGACUACCUGUGGGACUGCAAAUGCAAAGGGCUGAAGGACACCGUGGAACGACUGGAGAGGGAAGUCGCCAACAUGACAGCUCUGGCCAAUGAGAACAGGUUAGCCCUGGAGGAAAACAACGAGGGGGGGCUGGAGCAGUGGGGCGACGCCAGCGACUGGGAGCCAGCGGUGGAGGUGCUUCAACGUGACCUCCAGCAGGUGAAGAAGUCUCUGGUCUCGGAGCAGACCAGGACCAGGACUCUGGACCACAGCAUGACCCAGCUGAACAGCUCGGUGAUGGUGAGUCUGGAUGAGCACUUGGGUCUGAAGGACGCGAACAGGAAGCUCAGGGAGGAGAUGCAGCACCUGUUGGCGUCCUUCAAGUCUCUGCUGAAGGACGCCAUCCGCCACAACGACGUGCUGGAGCUGCUGCUGGGGGAGGAGGUGAUGGAGUACCUGGAGUGGUCCGUCGAGGACCAGGAGGCCAACUCCAUCCCGGCCCUGAAGGGGCAGCUGAGGCUCCUGCAGGAGCAAGUGAGAGGACACAACCUGAGCAUCACAUCGCUGCUCGGCAACAAGCCAGAAGACAGAGAGGAGGUGCCGUCUGCUGACCAGCCCUCCUCCCCCCACCUACCCCCUCAUGACUGGUUUCCAGGUGGCGUGAGGCGGAGCCAAGGAGGAGAAGCAGCCCGGGAGCGGCAGCUCCUCCUUCACCCUGCGGGGGGGCGUCCGGAGCUCAGAGGAGACGGCAGUGAUCUGUGGAACCUGGAGAGGACGGUGGAGGAGCUGGAGCAGAAAGUGGUCCGUUUGGAGGAGAAGCCCUGCCCCUGCCCCAAUGCCUCCUCUGAGAGGGAGGGGCUGCCCGGGGCCGUGGACGCCAAACUGCAGGCGGAGGUGACGUGGCUGAAGAGGGGGCUGGAGGAACACCUGAGGGUGUUCAAGAACGUCUUCAGCAACGCCGACGUGCUGACGGCGUCCGACGCCACGCUGGAUCUGGAGAGACUGUGGCAGCUGGUGAAGAGAGAGGGAGGGAGGAGGGAGCAUAGAAACAGGAGGGAGUCGUCAGGUGUUCUUCCUGUCCCUCCCAGCCAAUCAGAGGCUUCCCUGUUGUUCGUUGUGGGACCUCCUCUGAGCGCCUCAGGCGGCGUUCUCGUCUUCCAGCCAUCUCUGAAUCGGGGUCAGUUUUACUCCGGCGGCUCCUUCACGGCUCCGCUGGACGGGAUCUACCUGUUCGUCCUCACCUUGGACCUGAGGCCAGGUCCAGCCCAUGUGGUUCUUAGGAGGGGGUUGGGUGAAGCUCCGGUGUCUCUGCUCCGACAGAAGGUGACGGAGGCUGGACCAGCUACAGGUGUGGGCCUCCUGCUGCUGAGGGAGCGGGAGCAGGUGAGGCUGGAACUGAGGGCAGGAGCGUGGGCAGAGUCAGAGGACAAUGUGUUCACUGGGCUGCUGCUCCACCGAACCACCUGAGGGCGCUGUGGACCAAUCAGCUGACCACCGGAGGAAAGACCCUGAUCAGAGACUGUG